AUGGCAUCCCAACCCUCCACUUAUACCUACAGCGGCUCCUGCCACUGCCGCUCCGUUAAUUUUACGUUCAAAUUUCCCAUGCCAUUAACCUCUACGCUCGUCACAAACUGCAAUUGCACUCUCUGCACCAAAAACGGGACGUUGAAUAUCUGUCGCCUCAAAAAAGACAUAAGCAUCCAAGGGGAAGAGAAGCUGGCUAGUUAUGUGAGGAGUGAUACGGGGUGUGUGCAUUUGUUCUGUUCCGGGUGCGGGAGCAGUAUGUUUACGACUAGGGAUGGGGAUCUGGAGAUGUAUAUGAAUGUUAGGAUGGUUGAUGAUGUUGAUCUUGAGGCGCUGAGGUAUAGGAAGCAUGAUGGGAGGAGUGUUCAAUUUUGGAUGAACGUCGAGGGACGGGGGUAG
This is a messenger RNA of Glarea lozoyensis ATCC 20868, 399 nucleotides long. Its product is annotated as Mss4-like protein. NCBI's taxonomy places the organism in Eukaryota, Fungi, Ascomycota, Leotiomycetes, Helotiales, Helotiaceae. The transcript has 2 exons. Bases 1 to 399 code for a protein of 132 amino acids. The record is from RefSeq and is a predicted model, not a curated record. Gene Ontology annotation, molecular function: carbon-sulfur lyase activity.